AUGGACAAAACGACGAUCACCACCGUCGUUUCACUCAUCACUAUUCUUUUCCUCGCAAUCACACCUCCGUCAACGGCUGAGAUCAAAUCUCUCACCAUAACCUCCGAUACCCGACCCAUGAUUCUAUUAGAGAAAUUCGGGUUCACGCACACCGGUCACGUCCGGAUCGCCGUAUCGGAAGUCUCCGUCGCCGCCUCCGGAUCACAACCAGAUCCAUCUCGUCUCGGAUUCUUCCUUCUUAGCGAAGAAUCCCUUCUUCAAGUCCUCAUCGAGAUCCAACAAAACCCUAGCUUCUGCGUUCUCGAUUCACGUUACAUCACGCGUCUCUUCACUUUCCGUGACCUCUCACCUCCUCCCACGGCGUCGUUUAACCGUUCUUACCCCGUUACGUCUCCGAAUGAGUUCAGCCUCUUCUUCUCUAACUGUGCGCCUGAAACCUCCGUUUCCAUGGCGGUUCGCACCGAGCUUUUCAACUUCGACGCUGAUGGUUCCUCUGAUUAUCUCUCCGCCGGUCAAACACAGUUGCCUUCUCUGUUCUUUCUCUUCUCCAUCAUUUACUUCGGUUUCUUCGGUGUAUGGUUAUAUGUCUGUUACAACAACAAACUCUCCGUUCACCGGAUCCAUCUCCUCAUGGCGGCUCUUCUCCUCAUGAAAGCUCUUAAUCUUAUCUGCGCUGCCGAGGAUAAACACUACGUCAAGAUCACCGGAACUCCACACGGUUGGGAUGUUCUCUUUUACAUCUUUCAGUUCAUUCGUGUCGUGUUGCUUUUCACCGUCAUUGUAUUGAUUGGCACUGGAUGGUCAUUCCUCAAACCAUUCCUGCAGGAAAGGGAGAAGAAGGUUCUCAUGGUUGUUAUUCCUCUUCAGGUUUUGGCAAAUCUAGCUUCGGUUAUAAUCGGUGAAACCGGUCCUUUUAUCAAGGAUUGGGUUACUUGGAAUCAGGUUUUCUUGCUUGUUGAUAUCAUUUGUUGUUGUGCAAUCAUUUUUCCUAUUGUAUGGUCGAUUAAAUCGCUUAGGGAAACAUCCAAGACUGAUGGAAAAGCUGCUAGGAAUCUCGCAAAGCUAACGCUUUUCAGGCAGUUUUACAUUGUUGUUAUUGGUUACCUGUACUUCACACGCAUUGUUGUUUUUGCUCUCAAAACCAUCACUGCUUAUAAGUAUAGGUGGGUUAGUAAUCUUGCCGAGGAGGGUGCUAGUCUUGUCUUUUACAUUGUCAUGUUUUACAUGUUUAUGCCUGUGGAGAAGAAUGAGUAUUUUGUGCUUGAUGAUGUGGAAGAAGAGGCUGCCGAGAUUGCUCUCAAGGAAGAAGAGUUUGAGCUUUGA
This is a messenger RNA of Lathyrus sativus (Indian pea), 1323 nucleotides long. The record is from the annotation of a GenBank genome assembly. NCBI's taxonomy places the organism in Eukaryota, Viridiplantae, Streptophyta, Magnoliopsida, Fabales, Fabaceae.